Fusarium mangiferae is the source of this 2430-nucleotide messenger RNA. RefSeq lists its product as uncharacterized. Gene Ontology annotation, molecular function: zinc ion binding; DNA-binding transcription factor activity, RNA polymerase II-specific; DNA binding. The transcript is spliced from 3 exons. NCBI's taxonomy places the organism in Eukaryota, Fungi, Ascomycota, Sordariomycetes, Hypocreales, Nectriaceae. The coding region runs from base 1 to 2430 and encodes 809 amino acids. The record is from RefSeq and is a predicted model, not a curated record. Gene Ontology annotation, biological process: regulation of DNA-templated transcription; DNA-templated transcription.
AUGUCUGAAUCUGCAAAUGCGAAGCGUCGUUUGCGGCGUAUCCCUGACGAAUCCCGUAAACGGAACGCCCAAAGCUGUGAUCGUUGUCGAAAGAGGAGGUGCAAAUGUGUACCUGAUCCUUCGGGCGCAGGCUGUGUGAAUUGUCUUGAACAUAACGUCACUUGCUCGUAUACGGCGCCACGAAAGACGCGAUUCUACGGGAGUGUGGAUGAUUUGAGUGAUAGGUAUCGAUGUCUCGAAGCUAUUGUCAGAGGCGCUUUUCCGAAUGAGACUCUUGAUCAUGUUAGUGAUCUUGCAAAACUGGGUCAGAAGAUGGGGUAUAAGAUGCCUGAUAUCUCUGACCCAAACAGAACACACAUGAGAGUUGAAGACCUAGUGCAGAAUCCUCCAAGUAAAGAACAGACUCCAAGUACAGGCCCGGAUAUCAUCGCGGCGGAUUCGAGGGGUGACACAUCGCCGAGGAGUUCAAAGUCACAUAGUGAAGAGCCGCAAUCGUCGCUUGUGAAAGAUAACUCUGGCCAUGAGCACUAUAUCGGACCUUCAGGAACUCUCAACUUUUGGAAUCAGCUUCGGAAUCUGGUGGAAUCUAAUAACAGCCCUUAUCAAUCGCCCGGUCGUGAAGGAGCCACAAAGUUUACGCAGGAUAACACAAGUCGGCUUUUAGAAGCCGAUGACCAAGACGAAGAUGACCAGCCACCACGUACUACAACAACACCUCAAGAUGGAUCUUCACCUGGAACAAUCACCUCAGCUAUCGCCCGCGACUUUACCCGUCUUCCAACAGCAGAUAUGGAUGAAAUACUUGGUCAAUUUCCUCCUAACGAAGCCCUUGACUUGCUCAUUCAGUCAUACUUUAAGAACGUCCACGAUGACUUUCCUCUCUUUCACAGAGCUACCUUUGAAGAAGAAUACGAAAGUUUCAUCGUCGAAGCUCGCAGCAAUUCUCGACUUCCUUCGAGACCACUGCGAUUACCGGACUGGGGAUGGAUAGGCUGCCUUCAUAUGAUUGUGGUUUUUGGCUCUAUUGCUGAUAGGUCGAUACCCAAUGUUGAUCAUUCUGCUCUUCGAAGGAGAUCUAUUGCAGUCGCUAGAGGCUUACUCCCCCAGUUCAUCUCGAAGUGUUCACUUACGAAUGUUCGAGUUUUACUACUUCUUUCACUCUUUUUGCACAACAAUAAUGAAAGAAACGCUGCGUGGAACAUUGCCGGGACAGCUACUCGGAUCUCCUUCGCGCUUGGUCUUCAUCGCUCAGACAUGAGUGCCUCCUUCAGACCUCUAGAACGAGAAGUUCGUAAAUGGGUCUUUUGCACACUCUACUCCUUCGAGCAAUUCCUAGCUUCAAGUCUUGGUCGACCUAGUGGCCUUCAAGAACUCGACGUUGAAGUCGUCCCACCACGAGAGGGUUUUGUAGAAGGAGGCAUAGGAACAGAUGCAAGACUUGUAUCGUGGUCUGUAAAGCUUCAAGCUAUUCUCGCGCGAACAAGACUUUUACAUGUUGGCAUAAAUCGAGCUUCAGGACCGACGCUUGAUGAGAUAUUGAAUACGCUGAAUGGUUGGAAGCGGAAUAUUGGGAAAGCACCCGGUCUCGAUGUCUCAUGGAUGAAAAUGGAGGGGCCGGCCUUGGAAUCCAUUGAUAAUGAAGGGGCUGUUGAUAUGGAGGAACUCAAGGUAUCACUGGCGUGGAAAACAAGAGCUCAACUUCGCGCGGUGCUGCUUUUGCAUAUUCACUUUCAUUACAUCGCCAUCGUUGCCACACGUCCACUUCUUCUUCGCGACGUCGCAGCAGCACGGAAAGAAGAUGCACCGAAAACUGCGGUUCCUACACAUGCAGCUCUAUGCGUGAAGCAUGCAUGCCAACUGAGCUAUCUGAUGAUACUCCUAGAUCACUUUGAUGUUAUCAACGGCCUUUCUGGUCUAGACAUCUUUUACGCUUACUGCUCUGCCAUGAUACUCAUCCUGCGGUUAUUACGAUUGCGCCCUGGCGAAGGUGCAGAGAGCAUCGGACCAGAUGAAGUAAUGCUGCAGAGCAAAGUCCGCCGUCUCGUCGCGACCUUACGAAACGUCAUCAACCACACGGAUAAAUGCGGCUCAAUGAAGCGACUGGCUCAAGUCGUUGAUACGUUCUCGGAGUGCGCCAAUAAUCCAACUGAUCCUCCGGGUAUAGCGAAUUUACCCCCGCAGGGGAUCAACAUGAACAAUCUGCCGUAUCCAGCUGGUUGGUCCGCUGAACAGGCGCAAGUGCAGCAGACUCAAGGGGUGGCACUUGGAUCGAUGGAGGGACUGUUGGACUUUUUGCCGUUUCCGGGGUAUGGGAUGGCUGAGGGAUCUUUGGCGCAGUAUGUGCCGGGGAGUGAGAUGGAGAUGACGGGGUGGCAUGAUAUGGAGUUUUUGAUGGAGGGGUAUGGGGAUCAGAGCAGGACGAAUUAUUAG